GGCGUGCUUUGCGCGGGCGGGAACCCGGAAGCGGCGGCAGCAUGGCGCAGGGCAGGCCCAAGGCCGCGGCCAAGCGGCCCCGGCAGGCGACGGCGGCAACCGGGAACCGGGGCCCGCGGAAGGGAGGCCGCGCCAUCGCGCCCAAGAAGCUCCGCGUGAUCCAGCAGCAGAAGCUGAAGAAGCAGCUCGAGGUCGGGAUCCGCGCGCGCAUCGAGCGGGACGCGCGGCAGCGCGCGGGCACCGCCCCUCCCCUACCGCAGCGCCCCUCCCCCGCCAAGGGCAAGGCCAAAAAGGGGCGGGCCUGA
Pezoporus flaviventris is the source of this 305-nucleotide messenger RNA. It is a transcript of the gene CUNH19orf53, whose product is annotated as chromosome unknown C19orf53 homolog. The transcript is spliced from 3 exons. NCBI's taxonomy places the organism in Eukaryota, Metazoa, Chordata, Aves, Psittaciformes, Psittacidae. The record is from RefSeq and is a predicted model, not a curated record. Bases 42 to 305 code for a protein of 87 amino acids.